This is a messenger RNA of Chlamydomonas reinhardtii, 988 nucleotides long. Its product is annotated as ribosomal protein L26. The record is from RefSeq and is a predicted model, not a curated record. The coding region runs from base 24 to 461 and encodes 145 amino acids. NCBI's taxonomy places the organism in Eukaryota, Viridiplantae, Chlorophyta, Chlorophyceae, Chlamydomonadales, Chlamydomonadaceae. The transcript is spliced from 8 exons. Gene Ontology annotation, cellular component: cytosolic large ribosomal subunit. Gene Ontology annotation, biological process: cytoplasmic translation; ribosomal large subunit biogenesis. Gene Ontology annotation, molecular function: structural constituent of ribosome; RNA binding.
ACCGGAGUGCGCAAGGAGCGAAAAUGAAGUACAACCGCAACGUCAGCUCCUCCCGGCGCAAGAGCCGCAAGGCUCACUUCUCGGCGCCCUCGAACGUGCGCCGGAAGCUCAUGACCGCCCCUCUGUCGGCUGAGCUGAAGAACAAGUACGGCGUCCGCGCUGUGCCCAUCCGCAAGGACGACGAGGUCCAGGUCACCCGCGGUGCCUUCAAGGCUCGCGAGGGCAAGGUCGUGGAGGUGUACCGCAAGAAGUGGGUGAUCCACAUCGAGCGCGUCUCCAAGGACAAGAAGAACGGUGCCGUCGUGAACGUGGGCAUUGACCCCUCCAAGGUGGUCAUCACCAAGCUCAAGCUGGACAAGGACCGCAAGGCCCUGCUGGAGCGCAAGAAGGUCGCCCGCGCCGCCGAGAAGGGCAAGGGCAAGUUCACGGAGCAGGACGUGGCCAUGACCAACGUCGACUAAACUGCUGGUCCCCAGCAGCCAGCGGCCGGGCGUGAGUCCGGCCGCCGACGUCGGGCGGUGGUAGGCAGCGCAGACAGCAGCGAUGGCGACAGUGGCCCUGGCGCCUUUUAGCGGGGCUACCCUUUGGGACAGCCGAGCGGCGCGACGCGCGCGGGCCCCGUCAGCGGUGUAUGCGUCGGCGUGAGGGAGCCUCUUGGCGCUUUUCGCUGCUUGUUUGGCGCUGUGGCGGGAGGCAGUCCGAUGCUACGCGGCAGCAGCCCGUGUGUGUGUUGUGGUGUGGUGCCCCCGGAAAGUCCGUCCUCGGGCGGGACGGCGGGACGGCCAGGUGCCUGUGCGGGCGGGUGGGGGCGGGCGCAGCGGCGGCCGCGACGCGGCGCGCCCCGUGCCGCACGUGCGGCGCCUGCUGCAGUGGAGUGGAAGGAGCAGCUCUUUGACAUUUCGCGAGCGAGGGCGGCUGCGUGCGGCUGCCGCGUGGGCCCGUGGCAGACGGCCGCUGCCAACCUUGUGCGCUGUAAGCAUCAAUGCGG